Messenger RNA from Gastrolobium bilobum, 1182 nucleotides. Its product is annotated as probable tyrosine-protein phosphatase DSP4. Gene Ontology annotation, biological process: protein dephosphorylation. Gene Ontology annotation, cellular component: cytoplasm. Gene Ontology annotation, molecular function: phosphatase activity. The transcript is spliced from 5 exons. Lineage: Eukaryota; Viridiplantae; Streptophyta; Magnoliopsida; Fabales; Fabaceae. Bases 88 to 732 code for a protein of 214 amino acids. The record is from RefSeq and is a predicted model, not a curated record.
CUUCCUCUUCCUCAUUUUUUUUCUCUCUCUUUCUCUUUCUCUUUCACUUUCUCUCUGAUCCCAAAAGAUAAAAAUUCCAACUUUGAUAUGCAAGUAUCAGCAGAACUUCAACGCCACCAUCACCACAAGCAGCAAAGGCACCAAGACACCCAGAUGUGUAGGAAGAUCCAACUCAGUAUCUCCUCUCAUCCCACCUCCGCCGCCGACGGUGGUUGUGACAAGGUGGACGGCGAGGAUCUCUUCAUCCCACCCCUCAAUUUCGCCAUGGUUGAUAAUGGCAUUUUUCGCUCUGGCUUCCCUGAACCCGCUAACUUCUCCUUCCUCCAAACCCUUGGCCUCCGCUCCAUCAUUUAUUUGUGCCCUGAGCCAUAUCCGGAGGCCAACAUGGAGUUCCUCAAGUCAAAUGGGAUCAGCCUUUAUCAGUUUGGGAUUGAGGGUCAUAAGGAGCCUUUUGUAAACAUCCCAGAGGACACAAUCCGUGAAGCACUAAAAGUUCUCCUAGAUGUCAGGAACCACCCAGUUAUAAUUCACUGUAAGCGGGGAAAGCACCGAACAGGUUGUUUGGUAGGAUGCUAUAGAAAAUUGCAAAAAUGGUGCUUGUCAUCUGUCUUUGAUGAGUACCAGCGCUUUGCAGCUGCUAAAGCAAGAGUUUCAGAUCAGAGGUUUGUAGAGUUGUUUGAUAUUUCCAGCAUGAAGCAUUUGCCCUUACCAUUUUCAUGUUUGAAGAGGUAACAGACCAAUUUAUGCUAAGUUGGGUUCCCUUUCUUUAGCUUAAAGUGAAUCCAAGAUUCUUCAUUGGAAUAAAUAGGAAAAGGUGAUGAACUCCUUCCAUGCAUUGCAGCGGCAAAGGAAUAAUUCUUCUUCUUCUUCCAUUUUUUAGAAAUAAAAUAAGAAAACUUCAGAAAAAGUCGAGCAUUGCCAGUAUAUGUAUGAGUUAAAAUUCUUCCCAAUUCCCCCUCCCUCCCUCCCUUCUUGGCCCUUAGUGUGCCUCACCUUUUGUUCUAUUUUUUCUCUCUUGGUUUUGGGUAUUCUUUGCUGCUCUCCAUUCAUCAGCAAUGAGUGUAGAUAUCUCUUGAUUUUUUCUCGAGGCUCAGAGAAAUUCAAGAAAGCUAGACAAGCCUUGUUUAUCUACCCAAAAAUCUUGAUGUGUAGUCCAUCAGAGAAACUUAUAAAUUUUAUUUC